Molecule: messenger RNA, 969 nt
Organism: Hyla sarda
Lineage: Eukaryota; Metazoa; Chordata; Amphibia; Anura; Hylidae
Gene: CRYBA2
Product: crystallin beta A2
Exons: 5
Coding region: 304-894 (196 amino acids)
Biological process (GO): visual perception; lens development in camera-type eye
Molecular function (GO): structural constituent of eye lens
Source: RefSeq, a predicted model, not a curated record
AGUCCUCCUCAUGUAUAUAUAUAUAUAGUCCUCCUCAUGUAUAUAUAGGGGCCCCCGGUGUUGUUUGGCCCCCGCAGUAUCUGAUGGAUGGCUCCUGUUUCCCAGACUUGCUUUAGCUGCCUGUGUCACAUUCAUCAAUCACAGGCAACUUAAAACAAGCCAAGAACCCAAGAGGGAGAAGACAUAGAGCUGCACUGCAGGGAACGGAUGAACAUGGAGCAACUAGCAUGUCAGUGGUGUCAUCACUGCUGGCAGCAAAUACAAAGCUUUAUAUCCAGUCGUCAGGACUCCAAGUGAACUAUAAUGACCAGCCAGCCAAUGGAGACCUUGGGUCAGUGGAAAGUUACCGUAUGGGAGGAAGAAAACUUCCAAGGCAAGAGAUGUGAAUUCCUCAUUGAAUGCCCCAACAUUAUGGAGCGAGGAUUCCGCAAGAUCCGUUCCAUCAAAGUGGAAAACGGCCCAUGGAUCGGGUUCGAGUACCCAGAAUUCCAGGGGCAGCAGUUCAUCCUGGAGAAGGGCGACUACCCCCGCUUUGAGGCAUGGAGCGGAAACAGCGGCUACAGAACCGAACACCUUCUGUCCUUCCGACCUGUGAAAUGCGCAAAUCACAGCGACAGUAAAGUGACUUUAUAUGAAGGUGAGAACUUCCAGGGCCGCAAGUUUGAGCUUUGCGAUGACUACCCCUCCCUGCAGGCCAUGGGAUGGUGCUCCAAAGAGGUGGCGUCUGUCAAGGUGAACUCUGGAGCGUGGGUAGCAUACCAGUUCCCCGGGUACAGAGGUUACCAGUACGUGCUGGAGAGAGACAGACACAAUGGCGAAUACAAGAACUACAAUGAAUACAGCACUCAGGCUCACACUAACCAGAUCCAGUCCAUCCGUAGGAUCCAGCACUAAGAACAAUACCCCCGGGGCAGACCCCCAACCCCAUCCAGAUCCCCAUCCCGGCCGUGGAGUGCUCCCACAGUCACG